CAUGUUUGUCUAUUAUCAUCUUCCAGAUUGAUGGAAGAGAAGUGGACCCCAAAACUAUCAGUGUCUCUAUCUGAUUACUAACUGCCAGUCUGAUUGAACUGGGUUCCCUGUUUUUUUUAAGCGACAUUUUUUUUCCCUGAAGUUUGUCUCAGUAGACACAGUGGGGUUGGCUGCAGUGCUAUACUUGGGUUUUUCUGGGAUAUUUAGCUACUGGACUACAUCAGCUGGAAUUCUACAGGUAUCAGGAGACUCAAAAUGGCUAAAGGAAGUUCGGGAGUUAGGGCUUUCCAAGGACUGCUCAUUUUUGGAAAUGUGGUCAUUAUGUUAUGUGGCAUUGCAUUGACGGCUGAAUGCAUCUUCCACGUUUCAGAUCAGUACAGGCUCUGGCCUUUGCUUGCAGCUGCUGAUAACACUGAUAUUUUUGCUGCUGCAUGGAUUGGUCUCUUUGUUGGCUUUUGCCUGUUUUUGCUGAGCAUUGUUGGUAUAUUUGGAAUCAUGAAGUCAGCCAAGAAAGUUAUUUUGACAUACCUUGUACUGAUGAUAAUUGUUUACAUCUUUGAAGUUGCCUCCUGUAUCACAGCUGCAACACAGCGAGACUAUUUUGUUCCGAAUUUCUUCCUCAAACAAAUGCUGCAGCUGUAUUCUAACAGAAAAUGGCAGAAUGAAGCAGAGUUUAGGAAGUAUGUAGAUGUCACAAAUACUUGGAAUAACAUCAUGCCUGAGAAUAAAUGCUGUGGUGUAAAUGGGCCUGAAGACUGGAUUAAUUUUAACUCUGAGUUCAGAUCAAAGCAUAACGAUUCUGACUUUCCCUGGCCUCGACAGUGUUGUACCACAACCUCUUUUGGCCAAAUCAUCAAUCUUGAUGCAUGCAAGCUUGGUGCCAAUGGCUAUAUUUAUAAUCAGGGUUGCUAUGAAGCUAUCUCAGGAGCUCUGAAUAGACACGCUUGGGGUGUCGCAUGGUUUGGAUUUGCCAUCCUUUGUUGGACAUUUUUUGUCCUUGUUGGUACAAUGUACUACUAUGCUGUCCUGGAUGGUUGAAUUGGACUUCUAAUGGAUUUGAAUUGAAUGAUUUCUAACUAUCUACUACUUGGCAAUACUGAGGAGAUCACACUUAAACUGUGCCUGUGAUGUAUUGGGAAUUGGAAUUGUAUAACAUUUUGUACUUGGCUACAUCUUGGCCUGAUGUAAGGCUUCUUGAACUAGUUUUAAUUCUUGCCUAGUUUCUUAUUGAGCAAUCUUCUAUGGAAUCAUGAAUUUGAACCCAUUGUCCACUGCUAUAACCGUGCCAUAACCAGUUGACUCCUGUUGAAAAUUAGAUUUUUCACUCCCUAUAUUUGCCUAUUUAGUUAAGAGCGUGUUUGCCAAGACCUCUGUAUAAAUAUUAGCUUGCCUUGAUUUAUAAAUGUCUUUUAACUGCUCUGUGAAUGGUAGAUUUAAAUUUAUCCUUGUCUGCUAGGAAUAGUGGGCACUACUUUUGGAAUUUGGAAUUUGACAAUUUGGAAAGGAUGUAUGUACUUGAAGUCAUUCCACAAUCAUGUUAAUUCCAAUUUUCCCUUCAGCCUUGAAUCUAUUAUUUUAAGUCUCGCAACUAUCCACUUCAGUUUAAAAAAAAAAAAAAUUGUUUACUAUCAUUUUUCAUUUUAAGUAUUGAACUGUAUGAACAAUAAAAUUGGUCGCCGAAGUUGUAGUGUUUUGUAUACAAUGUAAGCUGAAUAUAACUGUGCUGUAGAUGCUUCACAAAUCUUAAGUACAGAGUACAAAAAUGCAGGUAAAUUUAGAUUGUAUUAGUUCUACCUGUAAGCAGAUCAUAAGUUAAACAUGUACAGUAUAGGUUUUCUUUAUCUGUUAAUAUAUGAAAACAUUAAUUUUCAAUAAAUUAUGAACA
Messenger RNA from Mobula hypostoma (lesser devil ray), 1885 nucleotides. RefSeq names its product uroplakin-1b-like. The record is from RefSeq and is a predicted model, not a curated record. Gene Ontology annotation, cellular component: membrane. The transcript is spliced from 8 exons. The coding region runs from base 256 to 1038 and encodes 260 amino acids. NCBI's taxonomy places the organism in Eukaryota, Metazoa, Chordata, Chondrichthyes, Myliobatiformes, Myliobatidae.